UCCUUUUGCUUUCCAAAUACCACGUCAAUCUCCUCUAUCUUCUUCUCCUUCUUCUUCUUCUUCUCAUAUCUCUCACUAAACCAAUGGUGAAGAUUCCGGUAAAUGUGCCCACUUCCGCUGAGGAUAGUGACUUCACGUGUGGAACGGCUAGCUUUUCCGAUGUCUUUUUUAGGUAUCUAGAGGACGGUGAGACGUCCUCAUCUGGGAGUUUCUGUAACUCUGACGACGAAGACGAACAAAACUCCUUCGACCUCAAAGAGAGUAAGGCGUUUUGGAAUUCUCAGGAUGAACUUCUUCAGACGACGUUACGGAGAACGACUUCGGUAGAGUCAAGACUCCGCCGAGCGACGGCAAUGAUUCUAAGGGAAAUAAGCAUGGAAUCAACGAUAUGCGAGUGUGGGACGUCGCCGUCUGGAAGCUGCCGGAACUGCUGGCAGAGAGAGAUCUGUAAUCGCUUACGAAUCACCGGUUUAAAUUGCGCUGUGUGCAAAUCGAAAUGGAGAAGCUCAUCAGACAUUCCAUCAGGGGAACAUUCGUAUUUAGAAGUGUUGGACAAUUCAAAUUCGAGAAGAGGGGAAGUACGGGUGGUGAUCGAGCUCAAUUUUAGGGCAGAGUUCGAGAUGGCGAGAGCAAAUGAAGAAUACAACAAAUUAAUCCGGCGAUUACCGGAGGUUUUUGUGGGGAAAGAGGAGAGAUUAUGGUCAUUGAUUAAGAUCUUAUGCACGGCGGCGAAGAGGUGUACGAAAGAGAAGAAGAUGCAUCUGGCUCCAUGGAGGAAGCAGAAAUAUAUGCAAUCGAAGUGGGUGGGGCGGAGGGAGAGGGAGAGGGCGGCGACGGUACCAUUGCCGGUGAGUUUCAGGGAGCGGCCGGCGAAAUCGAAGGCGUCGAUGUUGACAUUCGAUCUUGUAGAUAAUUUGGGUGGCCUGCAUUGUACGGCUGUUGAAGUUGUUUGAGGCGAUUUUGGUAAUUGUGCUUUGCUUUCUUAGAAAAUUGUAUAUAUAAAUCAAAUCUUUAUUUGUUCCUUUUUCUAAUGCCGAGAGUUGUUAAUCAAGUUGUGUAUUUUGUAGGUUCAAAUAAAUCUUUCUUUCAUCCCUCUCUAUAUUUUGAUUUUGAAAA
Messenger RNA from Cucumis sativus (cucumber), 1116 nucleotides. RefSeq lists its product as uncharacterized. The transcript is spliced from 3 exons. NCBI's taxonomy places the organism in Eukaryota, Viridiplantae, Streptophyta, Magnoliopsida, Cucurbitales, Cucurbitaceae. The record is from RefSeq and is a predicted model, not a curated record. Bases 84 to 953 code for a protein of 289 amino acids.